AUGUCUGCAGAAGAUUUGAGUAUUAGUUCAACAGCAGUAGCAACCACAACGACAACAGCAUUAACAGCAACAACGACAGUUCAGCAAUUAACGAGUAAUCAGUCAUCAACAACAGCGACACUUCCACAAUAUUCAGUUCCAUCGACUGUCUCUUCCGGUAGUUCCAAGUAUCAGCAAUUGCUUAACGUGAUCGAAGAUUUGGGUAAAGAUAUUCGACCAACAUAUACGGGUAACAAAAUUUGUUCAGAACGCUUAAAAAGAGAAAUAAUUCAAGCAAGGUUACUCGUUCGAGAGUGUCUUAUGGAAACUGGAAAACAUUGUAAUCAAUAA
Dracunculus medinensis (Guinea worm) is the source of this 330-nucleotide messenger RNA. Lineage: Eukaryota; Metazoa; Nematoda; Chromadorea; Rhabditida; Dracunculidae. The record is from the annotation of a GenBank genome assembly.